Brassica napus (rape) is the source of this 2777-nucleotide messenger RNA. Its product is annotated as precursor of CEP13. Lineage: Eukaryota; Viridiplantae; Streptophyta; Magnoliopsida; Brassicales; Brassicaceae. The transcript has a single exon. Gene Ontology annotation, biological process: response to osmotic stress; cellular response to nitrogen starvation. The record is from RefSeq and is a predicted model, not a curated record. The coding region runs from base 622 to 906 and encodes 94 amino acids.
AGAAAAUAGCACUCUCUUUAGUUGUUUUCUGGUCUCUUACGGAACCUAUUUUCUUAGGAAGGAAACUUAAUAAGACAUAUAUUGAACUGAAUGACAAAAAAAAAUUAUUUCGUAUCUUAUUUUUAUAUAAUGUUCAAAGUACACAGAAUAAUUGAAUGUUUCUAUUCGUGAAAAUACAUUUCUGUCUCAUAGAACUCAAUUUUUCUUUAUUAUAUUAUUACUAAGCUAUAUACUAAAUUGCUGGAGUAAUUUUUUCUCUUUGACAUGCUUAUUAUGUUUUGUAGAUUACUAAUCAGAAGAAUUAUAAUCAUAAACACUGUGUAGAUGCUUAAAAACACACAUCUAUAUAUGCAUUAGUUGAUUUAUAUAUGAAUUAUAAUCAUAAACACUGUGUAGAUGCUUAAAAACACUGUGUAUAUAUACAAGCUCAACACUUUAGUUCAUAUGUACCUAACGCAAAUUACACCAUUGACCUAGAUCCACUCCAUUUGCGCUCUCUAUAUAUAGAUCCACUCUGCCAAGUAUUCAUUCACACAAAAAACACACAACAACAUCCAAAAAAUAAACGGCUGAACAUUGAAAUAUUAAUUAAGCUCCAACAUUAUAAAUCAAUUAUACGAAAUGGCUCGCGUAAGGAUCUCCAUUUCGAUUAUUUGCUUAUUGAUUUUAAUUGUAGGUUUUGUCUCGCAAUCUUGUGAAGCUAGAAAGGUUCUAAUGCCUUAUGGUGCAAGCAAGGGAUUGUUUCUUAGCGCCCUACCAAAGGGCAAUGUCCCACCUUCAGCUCCAAGCGACAAGGGUCACACUUCUCCGCCAGAGGAUUAUUCCGAUCAUCAUACGGUUCCAGAAAUCUCGCCAGAGAUUUACCGUCGACUAGGAUCGGUCCCUAGCCCCGGCGUCGGUAAUUAGGCACAUUGAUUACCGACAUUUAUAUAUUAUUUUCGACUUCGUUUCAUCAUAUUAUCAUAUAUAUUGUACGUCGUCUUAUAGUGAAGUCUGUGUGUGUGUCUGUGUAUUAUAUGGUACUGACUACUGAAAUAGAUGUAUUUGCGUGUGUAAUCCAUAAUUAAUUGAGUACUAAAAAUCACUAUUUACAGUAAAUUUAUUGUCUUUUUGUGUGUUUAGCAUAUGGUACUUAUGAAUAUGUAGGCAACAACAUGCAGCUCUUCUUUUCGCGAUGAAUAAGACAAAAAUUGAGAAAAUUAUUGUAUAUGAAUUAUGUAUUUUUAAAACAUGGCCAAGGCCAGACCUGAAAGAUAUUCGGCCACCAAGCAAAAAGUAUUUUUUGGCCCUUUAUCUUUUUUAAAAAAAUAUUACAGUUUAAUGAAUUGAACUUUGCACUUUGACUAUAUAUCCUGAGAUAGUAAGGUCUUUACCAGUAAAGCUAUGUAAAUUUUAUGAUAAUAUUGACCCCCUAAAUAUAUAAAUCUUGUCUGGCCUCAAAACACAUACUUUAUCUGCUUUAUUCAGGCACGGUUCUUGGCCAGCGGUUAAAUACUUAAAUAUCGAAGUAAUUAUUUUAUUCAAUAAUUAUAAUAAAAAUGAAAAGAGAAAGAAAGACCAUGAAAAAGACAUGUACAAUAAAGCGUUUGGAGAGGAUCUUAAAAGUUUUAUAUCAAGAUAUUUUUGAAAAUUUAUUGCUUUUUAAAAAUAACUCUGUAUAAGAACACAACAAAAUCAAUUUGUUUAGCGCAUUUUAUAUCAAUUAGUCUAUUACAAUAGUUGUAGCCGUAUUAUGUUUUCAUUUCUGGUAAGCUAAUAGUUUAGCGCAUUUUAUAAACUUAAACAACUCCAACGACUAUAUCAAUUAGUUUAUUACAAUAGAUUUUAGAGAGACUUGUAUAGAUCAACCAGCGGUAUAGUCCAAUGGUGCUUGAAAGAAAAUAAAAAUUCAGUACAGUAAAAUCUUGGUUCGAUUCCCGUUGACCACCUAGACUAUCUUAAAUGAUGAAAAUAUAUGGAAUGCUAUGUGUUUCGUGGGACUAAUCGGUUAACCUUGAUCGCCGAAUUUUCACAGUUAUCCAAAAAAAACAUGUCUCUCUCGAUCAUACAUUAUCAAAGAAAACAUUCUGGAUCAUAAUCAUUUGAGACGAUGUACUAUAUAUGUUGCGUACUUAAAUUUACACCAGGAAGGAAGCUAAUAGUUAUAAGCCCCCUACAACUUUAUAAGUCGAUAGUAAUAAUAAUUCAAAAGCUUCUAUUUGGCACUUUUGUAGCAAAGUUGAUGAAUUGACAAUAACCUAUAAUUAUUUGUGUGUUUUACGAGAGACGUCUUCCUCUGUCCUGUUGACGUUAUAUCUUCUAUGAAUAGAUUCAGAGUUUAAGACAAAAGAGAAGAAAAAAGCGCAAAAUGAAAAUAGACAUGCAAUAAUAUAAGGAACACCAUUAUUGCUCAUCUCCGGGAUUAUACUAUUUAUGGACUAACUUUUUGUCACGAAGCUUCUUCUCCCACUUUCCUUUUUUGCAUUUUCUUAAUAAGUUUAACUAACCAACUAGUAAGAUGGAGCCGCCUUUGCACAUUCAAUGCAUGUUAUAUAUGUAUCUUAAAAUCAGCACUUAAAUUACACAAUAUUUAAAUCUGAGUCUUGUGACAAAAAAAAAUAUCAGUUUCUUUUUUGAUAUACCCAAUCGGCUUACAUAUCCCGUUUGAGAAGCAAACCGUAUGAUCUUCAUACAUAACAUCAUGUCAGAUAAACGUUGCUUCAAAUUUGAAAGAAUCUGUGUUUCUGAUUCUUUUUUCUUUUUUUGAAAAAAGUGUGUUUCUGAUUUUGACUUGAUAA